AUGUUUAGCAGUAGUAGUAGCAGAGGUGGUGGUGGUGGUGGCGGUGGCAUUGGCGGAGGUGGCGGUGGCGGAGGCGGCGGGUGUGGUUGUGGGAGUAACGGCAACGGCGGUGGUUCUGGGGUUUGGAGUUCGGGGAUUAAGAAACAGCAGAAACGGCCAAAAGUUCCAAAAAGAGGACCUGGUGUGGCUGAACUGGAAAAGAUCUUGAGAGAGCAAGAAAAGUCAGACAGAGGUAUUAAUAUUAAUAAUAUUAGUAGUAACAGUACUAAUAAUGCAGAAGGAUUUCCAGUUUCACCUUCUUGUUUCAAUCUUCAUCACCAUUCAUCUCCACCAUUGAAGCCCCACUGCCCUCCUCCACCACCACCACCUGUUCCGGUGACGGCGGCGACAUCUUGUCCUCCUCCUCCUCCUCCUCCUCCUCACAUCCCCAUAGCCCCAAGAUUUGACCACUUAAGCCAACCUCCACCUCCUCCCAUGGCUGCUCUCUAUGGCUAUAACACAGCUACACAAGGAAGGAAUUUUCCAGAACAGUCUCUAUUUCCUAUGAAUCCCAGUUCUUGUGAUGGAUUAUCCCAUCCUGAUCAUCAUCAUCACUCUGCAAAUCCAUCUUCCAAGAAUUUUUGCAGUGAAUCAAGUAACAAUCAUCUUUGGCCUUACUCAGCCUUGCCUCAAAAGAGACACUGUAAUAAUCGGUACCAUACUUCCAUGAUGAGACAGGUUUUAGGCCCUACUGCACCACCACCUUCUUCGAGCUUAUUACCAGCAGGCCUGCAUAAUCAUGAGCCCCCUUCAAACCAAAGUUCUUACUUCAAUUGCACAUCUAGGAACGUUAACCCAGAGGAACCUAAGAUGGUUGGUCUGAAGAGGCCUCACCCUUCUUCAUCAUUUGAAAACUCUCUGGUUCCUUCAUCCACCUUCCAAGUUUCACCAAUUUUCUCAAACUUUACCAGACCACACAAGUCAUCUAAUUCAAAUGACACUCACAUUACUUCAAGCAACUUCAAUUCCUCUAACAAUGAGUGCUUCAGGGAUGUCAAAUGGGGUGGUCCUUUGGGAUAUAGCAGCAGAAAGUUUGGUUCUGAUAGUAAUGGAGGAUUAGGUCAUCAUUCAAACUUUUCUUCAUUCAAUGGCACUGCUGCUGCUAGUCCACCGGUUCCUUCACCUUCCAUGCUUAUGUUUCAAAGAGAAUCAUGCAAGAACAAUAAUGCUCUCCCCAAUUACCAAGUUCUUGAAGAGAGAAUGGAGGACUCUUAUCAAAGGUCAGAAUCAUCAAGUGGAUCAGACCAGCGACCUUUCUAUAACUUUUUAGAAGUGAAAGAAGUAGGCAUGAAAGAAAAUACACUUGGAUCAAACCAUAAGGGAUCUGAAGUAGGAAUUGAUGGCCCUGAUCUUACCUUAAAGCUUUGGUAACAGCUGCGGCGGCCGGAGGCGAUGACAAUGAUGAAUGUGUAUUCACAUUUCUCAAAUCUCUGGUUUAGAUGAGGAUGAUAAAUUGGUUUCUCAGACUCAAAAACAAUGUUAUGUUUUUAUGUAU
Messenger RNA from Prosopis cineraria, 1534 nucleotides. RefSeq lists its product as uncharacterized. The record is from RefSeq and is a predicted model, not a curated record. Lineage: Eukaryota; Viridiplantae; Streptophyta; Magnoliopsida; Fabales; Fabaceae. The transcript is spliced from 5 exons. The coding region runs from base 1 to 1410 and encodes 469 amino acids.